Venustampulla echinocandica is the source of this 1905-nucleotide messenger RNA. RefSeq lists its product as uncharacterized. Gene Ontology annotation, molecular function: triacylglycerol lipase activity. Gene Ontology annotation, biological process: triglyceride catabolic process. The transcript is spliced from 2 exons. The coding region runs from base 1 to 1905 and encodes 634 amino acids. Lineage: Eukaryota; Fungi; Ascomycota; Leotiomycetes; Helotiales; Pleuroascaceae. The record is from RefSeq and is a predicted model, not a curated record.
AUGGGCUUUCAUCGUCCAAUUGAGGCAGCGCUGAUGGUUCUAGCCCUUGUAGAACCAGGUCUGUCGUUUCCACAACCUACUCAACCCAACGAAGCUUCUUCGGAAGUCAAAGUCCCCCCGAGGGGUGUGGCUGUGGAAUGGGCUGUUAUCGGAGAUUCAUGGGCAUCUGGCGUGGCCUAUAACCUAAGCAAUGUCUAUGGACGUACCGACUCUGAGGCUUGCUACCGCACCAAGGAGUCCUGGGGGGCGCAGAUGGAGCAGGACAAAUCAUGGUCUCGUGAUCCCCAGGCGUUCAACUUUGCCGCCUGUGGUGGUACAUUAAUGGAUGAUCUUGAGCGUCAAAUGAAAGAAAAGGCCGGAAAUCCGGAGCUUGUCUGGGGCAUGUUUGGGGGCAACAACGCAUACUUUGGUGCUAUUGCGAGGGCUUGCAUCUACCAGCCCAUUGACCCGGGCCACCCAUUUGGCUGGGGUAAACCCUGGGAUGAGGAUACGGGCGGGACGGGCUUGUGCAAGCAGAAUAUCCAGAAGGCGGAAGACUACCUGAAAAAGCCCGAUUCCAUGCGCAAAACAUUUACAAAUGCAUUGGAUGACAUCCUCAAGGUCGCUCAAGAUAAAAGGGCACUAAAUUAUCCCUUCGACCUUUAUGUUAGCUCCUACGUACGUUUUUUUGAUGACACCACCGAUGACUGUGACGGGUGGACUUUUGCCCAUGAUAGACUCAGCGUCGGCCAGCCAAAGGUUGUAAAAGGCCUCAGAAAGAUUAUCAACGAUAAGGUUCAGCUGGUCAAUGAUAUCCAGGCCGAUGUGAUCAAGAACUACAAGCCACCCGCCACUACUCCAAAGCUCCCCAAUGUCCAUGUUCACAACUUCCAGCCCGACCAUCUCUUCGAUGGGCACCGUUUCUGCGAGAAGAGUCGAACGUUUGAGGAUCAGUAUUACCACAUGGACCUGUGGCUCUGGAAUCUGCAGUACUAUGAUGAGAAGACAGGGGAGGAAGUGGGUGUAGCAAUUGAAAAGAACGGCGUCAAAGUCAUGGCGUCCCCAGCUGGCGUUAACGUGACACAAGGUUUCCAAACAGUGCUGGGCGCGGACACCAACCCCGACGCUGCAAUUCCACAAACUCAAGAUCCCCAUACCCAGCAAUACGGAUUCGGCUGGACCGCUCGGCCAUUCCACCCCAAGUUUGAAGGUCACAAAGCCCUCAAGGACUCUUUUAUCCAGCAAAUGAAGGAUGACAAGAUUCCCAGUGUCAAGUCGGCACCAAGCCCGCCAAAGCCCCAGCAGAAACACGAGUGCAAUGGAUUGGGAAAUAAGAAGUAUGUUUCCCACGACAUCGUCAAGGAUAGCAUCGAGAACCAUUUCUGUCCUGAUGCUGUCAGCAAAGGACCGAUUGAACAGAAGUAUAACGAAGGCACUCCAGAGGAGGUGAUAAUUAAAUUAACGGGUCCGGGUGGUUUCAAGCCAAGUAGCGACGACUGCAAAAAGUAUCUUACCGGGCAAAUAAUUGAUGCUUGCGAUGGUAACGACCCUAAGAACCCCGAGAACUACAAGGGCGGCGGAAAAGAAACAAUUGGCGAUGUCGUAUACGAAGUCCAGCCUCAAUCUCUACGACAACCAGCAGAUAAGGGGAAGCAGUAUGGAUGUGAUUCUAGCUACAAGUUUCUUUUCAACGAAUAUACGGUCUGGGGCCAUGGAUUUGAUAGUGCAGAUCAUGGUGAUGCACUGAAAGGGCAGUUGAAAGGCUGUGCUCUAUUACCUGAUACUUGGCAUUUCGAUUACGGGCUUGGGGAUGACGGGCGUGAAUGGACGGCUAAAUUUAGAACUGGAGUUUUUCAGAAAAAAUGUACUGGACAUGCCGUGAAAUCUGCAGGUGCACCAAAUGACAGUUGUUCAGGUUCUGGAUAA